Aphidius gifuensis is the source of this 2351-nucleotide messenger RNA. RefSeq names its product myogenesis-regulating glycosidase-like. The record is from RefSeq and is a predicted model, not a curated record. Bases 289 to 2244 code for a protein of 651 amino acids. Gene Ontology annotation, molecular function: hydrolase activity, hydrolyzing O-glycosyl compounds. Gene Ontology annotation, biological process: carbohydrate metabolic process. The transcript is spliced from 5 exons. Lineage: Eukaryota; Metazoa; Arthropoda; Insecta; Hymenoptera; Braconidae.
GCUAAGAUUCAAGAAAAAAGAUAACAACAUUGUCAACAUCUUCUAGUGUUUAUUUUAUUAUUUUUUUUUGCAAUUUGAAAUUCCGGUUUUGUUAUCUGACAAUCAAAGUUAGCUGAUAGUUACGAAAUAAAAAAAUGGAUAAAUAUAAUUAUCACUUGAUUCUAGUUAUUUAUUAAAUUUUUUUUUUGCUGAUUAUCCGGAACUAAUGAUAGUAAAAAAAUUAUAAAUACAGGAGAAUAAACAAUUGUCAUCAGUUGACAUUUGACAACCGCCUAUGAACAAAUAACAAUGUUUCUGGGUGAAUUUUUAAUUGUUUUUUUAUUUGCAAGUACAUUUGCAUGUUCAAGCUCCGAUGAAUUAUCAGCAACAGAUGUAAGUCAUUUUAGAAAAAUUUCGAAAAAUGCAUUUGUUGAUGUUAAAAUUAAAAAUAGACGUGUUGUCAUUAACACAUCUAAAAAUGAUGGAUCAGAGCUUCAAAUUGAAAUGAGAAUUGAAGAUGAGGUGCUUCAAAAGUUACCAUUAAAAAUGAUAGAGUGUGAUCAAUUUUCCAUUUGUAUAUCAAGUGGAGAUGUUAAUCACACUGUCAUCGACAUACUGCCAACUAAUGAGUAUAUAAAUGUACGACGUAAUAUAACAGAAGGUCGAUUAAUUGAUUGCGUAUCAUUGAAAGAAAAUACACAAUGGAUUGGUGGACCAGAACAUCGUUAUCAACACUGGCCAAUUCAACACAUGUAUUUUGAUGAAGAGCCAUAUGUACCAACUCAUCCAACAGACAUGGCAAUUACUGAAAGAUAUUGGCUAUCAAGUCAUGGUGCAUUUAUUCAUGCAACUCAAUCAUCACCAUUAUUUAUUGAUCAAAAUAAUUACAAAGAAAAUUAUUUAUGUCUCAUUGUUCAAAAUAAAAAACCUUACGUUGUAACUGAUGCUAUUAAAAAUUCAUACACUAUUGGACUGUUUGAAGAUUCAAGAAAAGCUCAUGAAUUUGCAGUUGAAAAUUAUCUUGGUAAACCACUUGGUCAUCCAGAUGAGACAAUGAUUAAGCAUCCAGUUUGGUCAACUUGGGCGAGAUACAAGGCAAAUGUUAGCGACACUGUUGUCAAUGAAUUUGUUGAUGAAAUAAUUGAUAAUAAAUUUAACAAUAGUCAAAUUGAAAUUGAUGAUAAUUGGGAAACUUGUUAUGGUUCAGCAGUAUUUGAUACUAAAAAGUUUCCAAAUAUAACAAAAUUAACUGAAGAUUUAAAGAAAAAAAAUUUUCGUGUUACACUAUGGAUUCAUCCAUUUAUCAAUGAAAAUUGUGAAGCAUAUUCAACAGCAUUGAAUAAUAAUUAUUUUGUUAAAAAUACUGAUGGUAGUGUACACACAACAUGGUGGCAAGGUGCUAAUGGUGCUGGAGCUAUUGAUUUUACAAAUGACAAAGCAGUUGAAUGGUGGGUUGAUAGAUUAAAAGUACUUGAAUCACUUGGUAUUGAUAGUUUCAAAUUUGAUGCUGGUGAAAUAUCAUUUUUACCACAAACACCAGUUGUCAGUGGUCUACAAAGUCUACAACCUGGUAUAUUUACAACGAGCUAUGUUAAUGCACUUGCUAAUAAUUUUAAUGAUAUUAUUGAAGUUAGAGUUGGAUGGGCGUCACAAUAUCUUCCUAUAUUUGUACGUAUGAUUGAUAAAGAUACAAGAUACAAUUGGAAUAAUGGAUUACCAACUUUAAUAACAACAUUAUUGCAAAUGAAUAUUGCUGGAUAUGUUAAUGUUUUACCUGAUAUGAUUGGAGGUAAUGGCUAUCUUGAUGGAUCACUUGAAAAAACAUAUUUACCAGAUAAAGAUUUAUUUAUUAGAUGGCUACAGGCCAACGUUUUUAUGCCUGCACUUCAGUAUUCUUUUGUACCUUGGGACUAUGACAAUGAAACAAUUCAAAUUUGUAAAACAUAUACAGAUUUACAUGCUGAAAUAACACCAUUAAUCAUAGAAGCAAUGCAACUGGCAGUUGAAACUGGUGCUCCAGUUAAUCCACCAAUUUGGUGGGUUGAUCCAACUGAUCAACAAGCACACAAAAUUAAUGAUGAAUUUUUACUGGGUGAGAAAGUUCUUAUUGCUCCAGUUAUUGAAUCCAAUUCAGUUGAACGAGAUAUUUAUUUACCAAAAGGUAUUUGGAUGGAUGCUAAUACCAAUGAAAAUAUAACUGGUCCAGUAUGGCUGAAAGAUUAUUCAGCACCUUUAAAUAUACUUCCAUAUUUUUAUAAACAAUAAUUCAUUAAUUGAUAAUAUUACAUGUUAUUGUUUGUCAAUAAAAUUUGCAAUUUUUCCAAUAAUUUCUUAAAGUCUGAGUCUUUUUUCUUUCCAGCAUCCAAUACUUG